This is a messenger RNA of Choloepus didactylus (southern two-toed sloth), 7609 nucleotides long. It is a transcript of the gene CDON, whose product is annotated as cell adhesion associated, oncogene regulated. The coding region runs from base 216 to 3998 and encodes 1260 amino acids. Gene Ontology annotation, cellular component: plasma membrane; axon. The transcript has 20 exons. Gene Ontology annotation, molecular function: protein binding. The record is from RefSeq and is a predicted model, not a curated record. NCBI's taxonomy places the organism in Eukaryota, Metazoa, Chordata, Mammalia, Pilosa, Megalonychidae. Gene Ontology annotation, biological process: nervous system development; cell-cell adhesion; axon guidance.
CGCCCUCCCGCUGCCCCGGCCCGGUGCAUGGAGGGGCUCGUUCGGAUCGCAGCCGCCGCCGCCACCGCCCGCGCGCGGGGGGAUGUCCUGGGGGUGGCUCUCGGAGCCGGCUGCCGCGCAGGAGGUCUGGGGGCUUAGCCGGCCCCGCGGAGAGUGAGUCAAGGCCUGGGUUUGGGUCUGGAAGUCUGUCCUGCCUGCCUCUGUAACCUGGAGCUAUGCAUCCGGAUCCUGGAUCCUUACAGACACUGCUGUGUAUUACUUGUAUGAUUCUGUGUUCCUCUGUAAGUUCAGACUUGCCACCUUAUUUUAUUUCUGAGCCACUCUCUGCUGUCCAGAAACUUGGAGGACCCAUAGUACUACAUUGUUCUGCUAAACCAGUGACUGCUCAUAUCUCAUGGUUGUUUAAUGGAAAAAGACUGGAUAGAAACAUGGAAGAGAUUAAGAUUCAUCAGGGGACUUUGACCAUUCUCUCUCUUAACCCCUUCCUCUCGGGUUCCUACCAGUGCAUCGCCAACAACAGCAUCGGUGCAAUUGUGAGUGGUCCUGCAACAAUAUCUCCUGCAGUUCUUGGUGAUUUUGGUUCAUCAACAAAGCAUAUUAUUACAGCAGAAGAAAAAAGUACUGGUUUCAUUGGCUGCAAGGUACCGGAUAGCAACCCCAGAGCCGAGGUGCGCUAUAAAAUCCGGGGAAAAUGGCUGAAACACUCCACAGAUAAUUAUCUAAUCCUACCAUCAGGAAAUCUUCAUAUUUUGAAUGUAUCCUUGGAAGACAGGGGAUCAUAUAAGUGUGCAGCUUUUAACCCUGUCACACAAGAAUUAAAAGUUGAACCCACUGGCCGAAAGCUCCUUGUGAGUCGCCCUUCUUCGGGGGAUUUCCACAUCCUCCACCCCAGCCUUCCACAGACGUUAUCUGUCCCGUCUCGUAGCCCUGUGACCCUGGAGUGUGUGGUGAGUGGGGUCCCAGCUCCUCAGGUGCACUGGUUCAAGGAUGGCCAGGACGUGCUGGCUGGCAGGUGGAGAAGGUGGCGUUCUCAUCUCACCACAGACAGCAUUGGCCCGACGGACUCUGGAAACUAUUCCUGUACGGUGGGAAACAAGCCUGGGGACAUGAAACAUGUGACGUACAUGGUUAAUGUACUUGAACAUGCUUCGAUUUCUAAAGGACUGCAGGAUCAGACAGUGUCUCUCGGUGCCACAGUGCAUUUCACCUGCGAGGUGCAUGGGAACCCAGCCCCCAUCCGCACCUGGUUUCAUAAUGCACAGCCCGUUCAACCUUCCCCUCGGCAUCUAACUUCAGGAAAUGGACUCAAAAUCACUGGUGUUACCAUGGAAGAUUCUGGGCUAUAUCAAUGUGUAGCAGAUAAUGGGAUUGGAUUUAUGCAGUCUACUGGGAGACUUGAAAUUGAAAAAGACAGUGGAUCCAAGCCAGUUAUAAAUUCAGCACCAGCAAGUGUAGAGGUGAUGGAUGGAGACUUUGUUACUUUGUCCUGCAAUGCUACCGGACGGCCAGUUCCGGCCAUUCGCUGGUACGACAGUCGUGGAUUGAUGACUAACCACCCCUCUCAAGUUCUGAGAUCUAAACCCCGAAAAUCACACUUAGGAAGGCCUGGAGGCUCUCACCUGGAGCCUGCCUACUUCAUCAUGUCCCUAGCCGGCUCAAGCUCUCUUUACAUUCAGGCUGUUACUCAGGAGCAUACUGGGAAAUACAUCUGCGAAGCUACAAACAAACAUGGCACCACGCAGUCAGAAGCAUUCCUUACAGUUGUUCCUUUUGAAGCAAAUACAAAAGCAGAAACAGUCACCCCUUCUGAGGCUACUCUGAAUGAUGAGAGAGAUGAAAGAGAAGGUUCGGAACCUGGGUUAGUGCGCUCGUUUCCCGGGAAGUCACGUUCCAGCACAGUGGAGUCAGCAUCAGAGAAAAAUGCCAGUGGAGCCUCCGCUCCGGAUGCCCCCAUCAUCCUGAGCCCCCCGCAGACCCACAGCUCUGAUACCUACAACCUGGUCUGGAGGUCGGGGAGAGACGGCGGGCUUCCUGUCAACGCCUAUUUUGUGAAGUAUCGGAAGCUAGAUGAUGGGGUCAGUAUGGUGGGAAGCUGGCACACGGUACGGGUCCCGGGAAGUGAAAACGAGCUCCAUUUAACCGAGCUGGAGCCAUCUAGUCUCUAUGAAGUUUUGAUGGUGGCAAGGAGUGCAGCUGGCGAAGGACAGCCUGCCAUGCUUACCUUCCGCACCAGCAAAGAGAAAACAACAUCAUCAAAAAACACCCAGUCAUCCUCUCCACCCAUGGGCAUCCCUAAGCAUCCUGUUGUUUCGGAGGCUGCAAAUACCAACUUCGGAGUGGUGCUUACAGAUUCUUCUAGGCAUAGUGGAGUUCCGGAGGCGCCAGACCGGCCCACUGUCUCCACUGCAUCAGAGACGUCCGUCUACGUCACUUGGAUUCCUCGGGCAAAUGGGGGCUCCCCUAUCACUGCCUUCAAGGUCGAGUACAAGCGGAUGGGGAGUAGUGAGUGGCUGGUGGCUGCUGAAGAUAUCCCUCCUUCCAAGCUCUCUGUGGAAGUUCGUAGUUUAGAACCAGGUUCUACAUACAAAUUCAGGGUCAUUGCUAUCAACCACUACGGUGAGAGUUUCCGGAGUUCAGCAUCUCGUCCUUACCAAGUAGCUGGGUUCCCCAAUCGUUUCUCCAACCGUCCAGUAGCUGGACCUCACAUUGCAUACACAGAAGCUGUCAGUGAUACUCAGAUCAUGCUGAAGUGGACGUACAUUCCAUCAAGUAACACACCCAUUCAAGGAUUUUAUAUCUAUUACCGGCCAACAGACAGUGACAAUGACAGUGAUUACAAGAGGGAUGUUGUAGAAGGUUCAAAGCAGUGGCACAUGAUCGGCCACUUGCAGCCAGAAACCUCCUAUGAUAUUAAAAUGCAGUGCUUCAACGAAGGGGGAGAGAGCGAGUUCAGUAACGUGAUGAUCUGUGAAACCAAAGUGAAGCGUGUUCCUGGAGCUUCUGAGUAUCCCGUCAAAGACUUGAGCACCCCCCCAAAUCCUUCAGGAGGUGGAGGAAAUGCUGGGCCGGCCGCCGGCCCCGCCAGGAGCAGCGACAUGCUGUACCUGAUCGUCGGCUGCGUGCUGGGAGUCAUGGUCCUCAUCCUCCUGGCUUUCAUCGCGAUGUGCCUGUGGAGGAACUGCCAGCAGAGCCCCCUACAGAAAUAUGAUCCACCAGGAUAUCUCUACCAAGGGGCAGCUAUCAAUGGGCAGGUGGCGGAAUGCACCGCUCUGCCCGGCACAAACCGGGUUAACGGGAACGUUCACGGAAGCUUCUUAAACAACAGCAGUCUCGGCAACGGCUGCUCACGCCUUCACCACAAGGUCCCUGGUGGGCUCGACGGAACCCUGAACGGCAGCGUAAAGGGAGGGCUCUACCCUGGGCACGCCAACUCUCUGAGCAGGACACACGUGGGUUUUGAACAUCCUCCUCAUCUACUGAAUGGUGGUGGUAUGUACGUGGCAGUGCCUCAGACCGACCCAUUGGAGUGCCAUAGCUGUCGAAACUGUAGAAACAACAACAGGUGUUUCACCAAAACCAACAGCACUUUCCCCAGCAACGCCCUUCCUGUGGUCCCCGUGGUGGCGCAGUAUUCUCCGGAUGGUUUGGAGAUGAAGCCCCUCGGUCACGUGAAGUUGCCUGUGUGUCUGGCCUCCACAGUCCCUGAUUGUGGCGAGUCACCCGAGGAGAGCAUCAAGGACAACGUGGUACAAGAACCUGUCCAGCACGCUCGUGGUCAGGACAAUAUAAACGAGAUCUGCUCUGAUUCCACAGAUGCUACAGCACAGGACAGAGGAGAUGGCUGUGUCCAUUCAGAAGUAGAGAACAAAAUUUUAAGUUGGAAUCCUCUUAUUUUGCCACCUGUCUCAGAGGAAUGUACUGAAAAGACAACAGGGUCUCCUCCCGGCAGUACUUUAGACAGCCCUUCAGGGGUCCUUCAGCACUCCCAGGAAACCUGAGGACUUGCAAAUGGCUGGUCAUGCUCCCACUCCAAGCCAGUAACUGCACAAAACAGGCCAGGGGACAGACUGUGUCAUGGACAGUGAUUCAAAUCAGAGGAAAUCGUUAUUUAUUUUUUGUAGUCAUAAUGUCAUGUGAAUGUAGCUUAAAUCCCCUUCCCUAUUCCUUCCCCUCCCUCAGUAGGAAGUACCCUUGUUUUGCAUCAUUUUCAGUCACCUGGAGAACAGUGGGAUCAUUCCAUGUUUUCUAAGAACCUCAGUGACUGGAAUUGCUCCUCGUGCAAAAGAUCCAACCUAUUGGCCUAUUCAGCUGAGAGGAGAUUGUACAGGCACUUUGAAGUUUGCCACCAGUCAGGUUUUCAGAUAGAAAGCUGUCUUUCAAUAUUGUGUUACCGGUCUCUCUGAGAACAUUUUAGAAUCAAUCACACUUGUGUCCCAAUGUUUAUUGUAGCAGAUCUGGCUUAUGCAUUUUAUAAGCGUGUCUUUCACAAAAGUGGUGAUCAUGUGACCCACUGAUUUACCCUCUAGCUGCUCUCAGGCACAAGUUAGGUUCAGUUUUCUAGGCAGUCAUCAAAAACUGUGUCUUGGGCAUGAUUGAGUUCAAGGUCUCUUUGGCUUAUGGCAGUUUUCAGAAAGGGAACCAAGGCUAGUGAGGAGAAUCAUGCCUUGACGUUCGUCUACUUUUAAAUUGCAUUUGUUUAUAAAAAUGGACACCACAGGGCUCUUUUUGACUCUGUUUCUAAGAUAGGAACAAAAUAAGAUUUUAAGGUGGUGCCAAGACAAGGAAGGUACACAUUUUAAGAAGACAGGGGUGGUUCAAGGGAGCCCAUCUUGACAGAAGCUCUCCAGUCUUUUCCAUUAAUAGAGGACUGUGUUCAUGGUAAACAUUCACUGAAAAACGUCAUUUUCUAAUUUCCAACAUGGGCAACAGCCUGGAAGAUGUGGGUGUUAGGAAAGACUUAAUUCAGAGGGAAAGGGCUAUGGGUGAUUGGGAAUUUCCUGACAUUUUUCCAGAAUGUCAUCAUUACUAGCAGCAGAGCUCAUAAAUCACAGUUACUGCUGCCUCUGAGUGGCAGAGACAUUUGCAGCUGCCUUUGGAAGGCUCUUCUUCUCCACAUUAAACAACAACAAUAUAAGUGCAUUUUAUAGCUUGAGUCAAGCUUUACUGGCUCACUGCUGCUUUGGGGAUUAUAUGCAUCUCUUUGGGGAAAGAAACAGAAAAGGACUCUCUUUAAGUGGAGUCAAGCAGUUCCAGCAUAUAUGAAAAAAUUUUACAGUUUCCCAGAAAUUGCAGUGUGAAUAGAACAGAAUACUGUCUUAGCCAACUUCCUAUAUAAAUGCAUUGGUAUUCCCGUACGUAUGUCUAUAUAUUUUAUAAAUAGAACUGUUAGUGAAAAUACACUGUUUAAGCUGGGUCACUAUGCAACAGUUAAUUUGAGUAGAAUAUAGCAAAUAUGAUUUCAUACUAGGGUAUUAGAUGUUGUAGAAGCAUGUUCUACAUUCCAGGUGUCCGUGCCUAUAGUAUACUGGGUCCAUUCUUUGUGUUGCUUACAUGCAAUUAGCUUUGGAGGGGGUAGCUGCACCCCUUACUUCUGUGCCUAUCAAAGGACAAAGUCCUAGUACACAGAAGAUGAAAACAUACCCUGUGUUUGCCAAUCAAAUUACAGCGAUGCUGUCACAGAGGCAGUUUUAGAAAUCUGGGGAGUAAAUGUUUGUAGGUGGUGGUUUUGAUUCAGGAAACAGAGGUGUGUUAGCAUGAGCCUUAGGUCAUGAACUGCUUUUCAAGAUGGAGUUUGAAGAUGGGAUUGGUCCAAUAGGGAGAGAAAAUGGCUUCUUUACCUUUAGGGCAACCUCAUUGUGGACUGCUUUAUUUAUAUUAUUCGUAACGCUGUUUUAAGUGUUAUCCCUUUUAUUGUAUUUUAUUUAUAAAAAUGCCUUUAUAUAUUGAGAUAUAUAAAUCUAUCUAUAUAUAUAUAAUUGCCUUUAUGUUUAGGAGUUGUGAGUUCUUAAUCAGUGCGUUGUUCUGGACUCUUAAGCCCUGCACGGUCAUCACCCAAAACAGUCCUGCCCGAUGUCACUUCACCAAGAAAUAAGAGGACGUAUAGUACAAUGUGGGAGAUGGAACUAAGAUUUGCUGAGUAACUACUGUGUACCAGGCACUUGCUAGGUGCUUGAUGCUGUUAUCUCAUUUAACCCGUGAACAAGUGCAAAGUCGGUCUUAAAAUCCCCAAGUCACCUAAUAAGCCUCAGAGCCUGAAUUUGAACCCAGUUUAUCUGGAGCCGUCAUCCGCGCCCCUUUUGUUUUCCCGUACUGCUUUCCUGAGGCAUUGCCACUCACGCUUUGGUCCGAACAGGUCCAGUGACGCAUGCUUUUGCUGUUCCGGCUGUGUGUCUGCCAAGGCUCUAACUCUACAAUGACAGCACUUGCCCUCUGUCCUGAAUUGGUCUCCCGGGGUUCAGUGUAUUUCCCGUUGACCCCACCUUCCCACCUCCUGCUCCACCCAGGAAUUUGGUCAGACCUUGUAUUGUUCCUUUUAUUCUUAGAAUUCUAGACUUAGUCUUAGAACUCUCCCCCACUCCUCUUAGAUCAUUUCACCAUCACCCCUUUUUUUCCUUCUUCUUUUCUGCACUGAUAGUCUGGUAAGAGGUGCUAUUUAGAACGCAAGCUUAACUGCAAUGUUUCCCCCUUUUGAGGUGGUGUCUUCAGAAAAGCAUUUUGGCAUGGGUUUUGUUUUUAUUGAACGAGUCCCCAAAGACCAGUGCAGCCAUAGCAAGCCGAUCGUGUCACAAAUCUCAUUCCAUCUACAGUUCUGCCAAGAAGUUAAUUUUCUAUUUGGAUUUUACCUGUGUCUCUCUCUUUUAAAGCAAUGACUUUAAGAUGCAUGUUUUGUAUCAUAUGGAACAGUAUGUAUUAUUUCCCUUAAAGUUGUAAUAUUGUAUUUGACAUUGUACAUAUUUUAAAUGAUGUAGCUUUGGCAGGUUUUAUUUGGUUGAUGUGAGUUUAUAUUAAAAGAGAAUGCUGCUUUCAUGUAGCAGGUGACGAAGGGGACACUCAGAUACUCUCUGUUUGUAUAAAGCAUGUGUAUAGAUUGUAACUGGGGCGAAUAUGUCUUACUCUGAAAUUCUUCAGAAUGUCCACACUGUCCUCCCUUAUAAAUCUUCUGUGCAUACCCAGGAGCCAAGAGAAUAGACCCUGAAGAAACAAUACCAAGGCAGAAAUGCUUUUGGGGGAGGCUGGGAAUACCUGCGCCCAGGAGCUGUGUUGAAGCUGGUAGACCCCCUUAGGAUAACUCAGUGUUUCUUUAGAAGGGAGAGAGGAGGGGGAGAAGGUGGUCAACCCUCACCUGUUAGUUUUUACCACUAAACUGGGGCAGCACCUGUAUAGACCCCAGUACAGAAAGUUACCCUCCUCAAGAAGGAGUUUCGUUUGCCCUAAAUACUCGAACUUUCUGGGGCUUUCACCAAAAGUCAACAGAAUCUUUUGUAGGGUGCUUGGCUCAUUAUAUUUUAUUCUCUGAUUUAAAUAAGCCCUCCUUAAACCUUAGCCCCAGUCCCGAGAGCUUUGAGGGAAGCUGAAACCCCUUUUUUAAUAAAGCCAAAAUCUGUGAGAA